AUGGCAGGAACCAAACGAUCCUGGGAAGGUAAAGCUGUCUGCGAUCAGAACAACAACACACAGAAAUCCGCAACAAUGGAGGGAGCAGGCGUGGAUGAGCCAUCCGUCUCUACUCUUUCGAUUUUUGAGACCUUCCGCGAUGAGCUCGAUCAGCACCAUGAUCGACGUGAGAGAGUUAUCAAGACAAGCAGAGAUAUUACUGCUAUGAGCAAGAAGAUCAUCUUCUCGUUACAACGUGUUCGAACGAUAAAUACGCCCAUCCCUCCCUCCAUCGCUAAAGAAACGAAAACCCGCUUCGACCAAAUCCUCACCCUCUUCCGCAACGUCAUCCCCGACGUCACCGGCAUAAACAGCUGGCGAUACCAGCGCCAAAUCAGCGGCGCAAUCCAAGAAUUCAUCGAAGCUCUCUCCUUCCACCACUACCUAGAAAAUCAAACCCUCAUAACUCUCGAUGAAGUCAGGGCCCAUUUGCCGCAGGGACUCCUCGUCACUGAAGAGGAUUAUGUCAUGGGGCUGUUCGAUUUGACAGGCGAGAUGAUGCGUUUCGCGAUUACAUCCUUAUCGGCGGGUGGUCAGGCGAAGGAUACGGACACAGACCAGGCGGGUGGUCAUAAUCUCCCGAAACUUCCGUCGUCUCAGGCCGGAAUUGUUGUGGAUCUUCGCGGGAUGCGAUCGUCAUUUGAGUCGUUGACUGUCCCUCGUCGACAUGCCAUGUUUAAGGAUAUGUCCAAGAAGGUGGAUGUCAUGCAGAACAGCGUUGAGAAGGUGGAACGCGCUGCAUAUGGCAUUUUGGUCCGUGGGAGUGAGCGGCCGUCUGGGUGGAUGCCUGACCUUUCUGCGCCGGCUGAUGUGGAAAUAUACUGA
Aspergillus wentii DTO 134E9 is the source of this 864-nucleotide messenger RNA. Its product is annotated as translin family protein. Bases 1 to 864 code for a protein of 287 amino acids. The transcript is spliced from 3 exons. Gene Ontology annotation, molecular function: RNA endonuclease activity; sequence-specific DNA binding; RNA binding. Gene Ontology annotation, cellular component: nucleus; cytoplasm. NCBI's taxonomy places the organism in Eukaryota, Fungi, Ascomycota, Eurotiomycetes, Eurotiales, Aspergillaceae. The record is from RefSeq and is a predicted model, not a curated record.